AUGUCGCAUCUGGAUAUCGCAUCUGGCUGCAGGCGGUCGCUGUCCAUCACGGUCAACUACUGCACAUCUCCCGCAGGCAACAAGAACCUCGCGCGAGAGCUCUUCAUUUUCCAAUGCGACCUGAAAUCUUUGGUCCCAAUCAGCGAUAUCAAGACACAAAAGGUUCUUUUGGGGGCAUUGAAGAAGGAGGUGGAGGGGCGAGAACGCGCACAAGAGGUCGCGAGAAAAUGUGUAUUGCGCGAGAUCGAAGAACGCCAGCUUGGCCUAGCGGCGACGUCCGUCGUCUCGACGUUCUCUAGCAAAGCGCAAUCUGCGGAAGUACGAGAAACAAGACGCAAGUCUGACUUCGACCCGAGGCUGAGGAGGCCACCCUCCAGCAGAUCGAGCGCGAGCAAUUCGAGGCUCUGA
Molecule: messenger RNA, 408 nt
Organism: Dichomitus squalens LYAD-421 SS1
Lineage: Eukaryota; Fungi; Basidiomycota; Agaricomycetes; Polyporales; Polyporaceae
Exons: 3
Coding region: 1-408 (135 amino acids)
Source: RefSeq, a predicted model, not a curated record